Molecule: messenger RNA, 987 nt
Organism: Mercurialis annua (annual mercury)
Lineage: Eukaryota; Viridiplantae; Streptophyta; Magnoliopsida; Malpighiales; Euphorbiaceae
Product: ethylene-responsive transcription factor LEP
Exons: 1
Coding region: 41-811 (256 amino acids)
Biological process (GO): regulation of DNA-templated transcription
Molecular function (GO): DNA-binding transcription factor activity; DNA binding
Source: RefSeq, a predicted model, not a curated record
CAUAUCAAACACAAAAAUUAAUCAAUCAAAUUCUGUCACUAUGAAUCCAUCUCCUUCAAAGAGCAAGAAGAGGCAAAGCCAACAAGACACAAGCAACAACAAUGGCGGAAGAUUCCUGGGAGUUCGAAGAAGGCCAUGGGGAAGAUACGCAGCAGAAAUAAGAGACCCUUCAACUAAAGAAAGACAUUGGUUAGGCACAUUCGAUACAGCCGAGGAAGCUGCUUUAGCUUACGACAGAGCUGCUCGCUCCAUGCGUGGCUCUCGAGCUCGAACCAACUUCGUUUACUCCGAUACUCCCGCCGGUUCUUCUGUUACUUCCAUUAUCUCCCCCGACGAUCAGCAGCUACAGAUAAUGUCAUUACAGCAGCAAGAACAGCAGCGUACCAUGUUUCUUGUUCCUGAUCAGUCUCAUUUCCAGACCGAACCAGCUCAGCCCGUGUUUAACCAGCUUCAAGAAUUUAACUUCUCCGAGGGAUUUUCUUGGGAUUGUUCGAGUUCUAUUCAGCAAUGCCAAGAACAAGAACGAGAACGAGAACGGCCCGUUAUUACUAACGAUGAGCUUCCUCCAUUUCCUUCUGAUUUGUCUAGCAUGAACAUGAUGACUCAGUACGAUAAUUCGAGUUACGAAAUGAGUCAAGGUUUAUAUGGAUUUGACGACCAAUCUACGAUGACGAAUGGGUUCGAUUUCGGGUUUGACUCGGGUGAGUAUGUUCAUAGUCCUAUGUUUAGUAGGAUGCCGCCAGUAUCAGACAGUGAGGUUAAUCAAAGUGGUUUUGGUUUUGGUUUGGGUUCAUCGGGUCAUUUCUUCUAAUCAAGAUUACUAUAUUAAUUAAACUUGUUUUGGAUAAUUAUCAAUAUUUAAUGUUUUAUGUUUUGAUGGUUUGUGAUGGUGGUGGUGGUGAGAGUGAGAAAACAAAGUUUUAAAUUUGAGUUGUCUGUAAGUAUAUAAUUAUUCACUAAACAAAAUGUUGGGAUGAUUUAUAAAUA